Onychostoma macrolepis is the source of this 2963-nucleotide messenger RNA. RefSeq names its product scavenger receptor class B, member 2c (gene scarb2c). The transcript is spliced from 12 exons. Bases 116 to 1555 code for a protein of 479 amino acids. The record is from RefSeq and is a predicted model, not a curated record. Gene Ontology annotation, biological process: protein targeting to lysosome; receptor-mediated endocytosis. Gene Ontology annotation, molecular function: scavenger receptor activity. NCBI's taxonomy places the organism in Eukaryota, Metazoa, Chordata, Actinopteri, Cypriniformes, Cyprinidae. Gene Ontology annotation, cellular component: cytoplasm; lysosome; membrane.
UUUAUUUCUCUGUGUGUGCUGCUGGGUUGCUGACACAUGUAAAUACUCUUGAGUCCGGUUCAGCUGCUCUGUGUCUUUGUCCGUCCCCGUCAGGCCCGAGGCGAACCGGGUCAUCAUGCUCCGGUCCUGCUGUGUUUACGGCGCAGGGAUCCUCUGCGUUCUGCUGUUAAUCGCAGGGAUUGCGAUGGCUUUGACGCAAGUCUUUCAGAAGCUCAUAAACAACACAAUAAAGGAGCAAGUAGUUCUGGAAAAUGGAACGGAGGCGUUUUCGGUGUUUCAAAACCCGCCGCCGCCAGUUUACAUGCAGUUUUACUUCUUUAAUCUGACCAAUCCUGCAGAGGUUCUGAAUGGAGACAGACCUGCCGUCCUGCAGAUCGGCCCGUACACGUACAGGGAGUAUCGCCCGAAGGAGGAAGUGAAAUUUCUGGACAACGGAACCAGAGUGGAGGCUUUCAAUCCGAAGACGUACGUGUUUCAGCCCAACAUGUCACGCGGAUCCGAGGACGACAUCGUCCGAACGGUCGACAUCCCUGUUGUGACUGUGAUGGAGAAAUUCAAAGAUACCUUCUCGGUCAAACGCAUCAUCUCUGACUUGAUGAUAGCAAAUGGCAUCGGCAUAUUCAGGACAUUCAGAGUCGGUGACCUGCUGUGGGGUUACGAAGAUCCACUGCUUAAAAUAAUCAAACACGUGGUUGAGAUGGACGACCACUUCGGACUUUUCUAUAAGAAAAAUGCCACCGAUGACGGUGAUUAUAUUUUCUUCACGGGGAAGCAGAAUUAUCAGGACUUUGCUCGUAUAGACGAGUGGAAUGGACAGAGCACAUUGAACUGGUGGAGUACAGAAGGGUGUAACAGGAUCAACGGCACAGACGGAGCAUCUUUCCAUCCAGUCAUCACAAAAACAGAGAAACUCUAUAUAUUCUCCUCUGAUCUGUGCAGGUCUAUAUAUGCCCAGUACGAGUCUGACGUGAGCGUACGUGGGGUUCCCGGUUUCCGCUUUGUCCCACCCAGUGAGGUUUUCGCCAAUCGUACUAUUAACCCGGAUAACGCAGGCUUCUGUGUGCCGGCUGGGAACUGUCUCGGCUCCGGCCUCCUCAACGUCAGCGUCUGCAAAGAAGGUGCGCCCAUCAUCAUGUCCUCCCCUCAUUUCUACCAGGCAGAUGACAAAUUCGUCCAGGAUGUGUUCGGGAUGAAUCCCAACAAGGAGGAGCACGAGACGGUCAUUGAUGUCAACCCGCUCACUGGAAUGUUGCUUCGGGGUGCGAAGCGUGUUCAGGUGAACGUCUACCUGCAUCAGAUCCAGGGGUUCAGUCAAACUGGGAAGAUCCAGACACUGGUGUUUCCAGUGAUGUACCUUAAUGAGAGCGUCCUUAUUGACGAGGAAUCUGCCAAGAAGCUGUACGCGGUUGUCAACGAGGCUAACGUGAUCAUCAACAUCCCCUUCAUAGUGAUCAGUGUAGGCAUCUUACUGGGCGUCAUCUUCAUCGUGUUCAUGUGCCGACAGCAGACGCCACCGAGCACCGAGGCCGAGCGUCAGCCCCUGAUUUCAUCGUAAACUCCCCAGACGUCAUGAUGAACCGACAUGCAUUUAGACAUUGAACUUGAUUUCAUUUUCACACGGUCAGAGUCGGUUCAAGGAGCAUGAUGCAGCAGACGAGUCAAAGUGCAAAGUUUGCCUCAGGUCACCUGACCUCGGAUCCAGGUGUUUCAAACGUGUUUUUAAUGCAUUUAAUGCUUCAGACGAUUGAUUGAGUAUCACAGAACCAAAUAGCGCAGGCGUGUCCAAAUCAGCCAAUGAGUUUCAUGUCCUAAACUGAAUUAUACAUCAGAAAACACUAAUAGAGUGACAGCAGACGUGAUGCAACACGUUACACAUCAGUGCUCGAGAUAUUGAUGUCACCUGUACACAUCACAAAGAUAUUAAUGCACUUAUGCAAUUGCAUUGAGCUCAUCUGACAAAUAAACUGACAGCGGUGCCAAUUCAUGCUUAUUUCAGGACUAAUGUAAGUUUUAGUCUGCUUCAUGUGAAUCGUACAGUCAAUAAUGUGCCAGAUGCAUUUUAAAAUCACUAAAUCCUUUUUUAUAACGACCAAAUAACUUGGUUUGGUGCCAUGAUGUAUUUGCGCUUGUUUUCUCGUCUGCCAUACAAGCGAUUUUCUUUUCUUUAGAUGCAAACCAAGAUUUUCAUGGUACAUUGGCUCAAUAAUUUUUAUAGAGUCAGUUAAUAACACUUUUACAAUAUUUCUGAAAGAAAUUUACCAUAAUCACUAAUUUAAACUCUUUGCAACUCUACAAUUUCUUGAAUAACCAGACACAACCUUGUUUUCAGUGUUCAGUAAAUGCAGUAUAACGUGUUUCAUCAGUAUUACCACAGCACUGGGAAGAUUUGUUUUCCUGAAUAUAUUUAAUGUUCGUUUUCAUGCACUGAUCGGUUUAGUUUUUUUUUGUUUGUUUGUUUGUAUAAUAAACCUCAUGUCCUGCAUGGUUCAUUUCAUGUUUUAUUCUUGUAGGUGUUUGGUGGCAGUUCAUGGCUGGUUUGGUGUUUUUGAGGUCUGAAAAGGGAAGAUUUGAGGGUUGCUAAUUUUGUUUCAGUGAAGUUCACAAUAUCACUACAGUAUGUGAUGCCUGUGGGUUUGAUCUGAAACUGUGGUCUGAUUUCAGUUUCACUUUUCCCAGGGUGGAAAUCUCAUGAUUAUGAUUGUGAAAUGAUAAUAUGAAAUGUUUAUGAAUUAAGACCCAGUGAUGAUGUUAGCUGAAAACAGACUGUUUUAGGUUUAAAAAAGGAAUGUUCAUGAUUUAUUCCAUUUUUAAAAUUCAUUUUUUUAUGCAUUUAUUUCAUCAUGUGAGCAUUUUUAGUUUUUGUUUUCCUUAAAAAAAUAUUGCACUAUCAAUGUAACAAAAAUACCGAGACAAACAAUAAAACAUUUUAACAAAAAAAUAAUAAAAUAAAGCAUGUUACACCA